Exaiptasia diaphana is the source of this 1430-nucleotide messenger RNA. Its product is annotated as Down syndrome critical region protein 3. Gene Ontology annotation, cellular component: endosome. Bases 19 to 906 code for a protein of 295 amino acids. The transcript is spliced from 11 exons. Gene Ontology annotation, biological process: intracellular protein transport. NCBI's taxonomy places the organism in Eukaryota, Metazoa, Cnidaria, Anthozoa, Actiniaria, Aiptasiidae. The record is from RefSeq and is a predicted model, not a curated record.
CCAAAACAGGAAACAAAGAUGGCGUCUCUUGACAUUCGAUUGAAGAAAGUCAGCAAGAUCUUUCAUGAUGGGGARAUCGUGAAAGGUGUCAUUGUUGUUCAAAGUAAAGGAGAGUUAAGUCACAAUGGUGUCAUGUUGUUCAUGGAAGGCUCUGUUAACCUUCAGCUUAGUGCAAAAAGUAUAGGAGUGCUGGAAGCUUUUUAUAACUCCUUGAAACCUAUCCAACUUGUUAGCUACAGCGUGGAGAUUGUCAAACCAGGGAAACUACCAAAUGGCAAAACAGAAAUACCAUUUGAGAUUCCAUUGAAACCAAAAGGCAACAAAAAGCUUUAUGAAACCUACCAUGGAGUCUUUGUCAAUGUGCAGUAUUAUCUCAGAUGUGAAAUGAAGAGAUCAUUAUUGAGCAAGGACUUACAAAGRCAAGCAGAAUUUAUUGUUGAAUCUGAAGAAGUAAGGAAAGUAGACGUUAAGCCAGUAAAGUUUGCUAUUACUCCAGAUUCUCUUGAGAAAGUAGAAAAUAAAACCAAAAUUCCUCAAUUUCUUGUAAAAGGACAGCUAGACACUGUAAACUGUAGCAUUYUCAAGCCACUUACAGGAGAGCUUACUGUCGCCGAAACAGACACGCCCAUCAAGUCRAUUGAGAUACAGUUAGUAAGAGUUGAGACAUGUGGAUGUGCAGAAGGAUACUCAAAAGAUGCAACAGAAAUUCAAAAUAUCCAAAUUGCUGAUGGAGAUGUUUGUAGAGGGCUUACUAUUCCCAUCUACAUGAUCUUCCCUAGACUCUUUACAUGCCCCACAUUAGCCACUUCUAACUUCAAAGUUGAAUUUGAAGUUAAUAUCGUUAUUGUUCUGCAAGACAACCAUCUCAUCACAGAAAACUUCCCCAUUAAAAUACUACGAUUCUAAGUUUGUAUAAAACUAGAUAACUAAAUUCUACAAUAAUUACCAUUAAAAGAUAUUGGAGGAAGUGCCCUGUGAGCAGCUGUAGGGAGGAAAGGAGAAAAUCACUGCUCAAAGUGCACAGAGGAAAUCACAAUAGUUGAAWUAGUUUUGAGAUAUAUUUUUGUGUAAAAUAAAUGAUUUAUAUUAAAUAUCAUCUGAGUUCACUGGACUCAACCUUUGGACCAAAGUCUAAAAACCCAAUCAGACAAUCAAGGUUUUUUGUUUUAAUACAAAGUAAACAUAUUACUUUUGUUUAUUUGUUUUUUUUUUUUUUUUUUUUUUUUUUUUUCGUUUUGCUAUAGAACACGGUGAAUAACGAUAAGAUUCCAUCUUAUUUGUUUGUACCCUCCGAAAAUGAGAAGUUAUAAUUUUAAAACGUUCUUUAAAACUUUUUUAUAUAUUCGAAAUUUUAAAAAUGUGCUUGUUUGACAAAACAUAGCAUUCGAUUACUGAUUGCUUUAUCAAAUAAAGAUGUGGAUUGUGCCUGU